CGGAAAUGUGACUGCUACUCGUGACUGUUGACUCGCCUCGAUCGAUCCCUUCGGACAAGAUGGAUGGGACAAGAUGAAGCAUGGUACAAGAACAGCCACAUAGAUCUGAAGCAGUCAAAGUCCAGCUGCCCACGAAUCACUGAUCACGAAUGGGCGCGCGAUGCUAUUAUUAUUAUUAUACCUGCCAUGCUGGAAUCGUUAAUGUCGGGCUUGCAGAAGUCUCAGCAUGGUGUGAGUGAGUAUAAGUCAGGUGAACAUGAGGAACAUCCGCGACUCAAUCAUAUCAGCUCUAGCAGCAUCAGCAGGAGGCGCAUGGCAGGAUUCGAGACUUUGCCCUCUGCUGUAAAAUGACUGCUAGUUGCGCGUGCAAGACACGCUGCAAUAAACACGCGCCACUGCUGGCCGGGCAACCAGCAGUGCAAAGGUGUGAGAGAGACUUCGACUCAUCGGCUGCGCCCACUGAUGACUCAAAGUGUCGCAUCGAUGUCACGAACGAGUUAUUUGGCUGCGUGCGCACGCAUGCACUCACUUGAUCGUGACUCACUCUCUCAGACUGCUGCUGAGCGAGCUUGUCUGCACGAUCGUGGAUUGCGCAGUCUAGC
Molecule: messenger RNA, 602 nt
Organism: Ceraceosorus bombacis
Lineage: Eukaryota; Fungi; Basidiomycota; Exobasidiomycetes; Ceraceosorales; Ceraceosoraceae
Source: the annotation of a GenBank genome assembly